AUGUCAGUUUCCACAAGACCUCAUAACGGAGCACUCAUUCAACGUGAAGUAUGGUACCGCAACCCUACUUUUGUUUGGGUACUUAAGGCAGCAGCCAUCAACUUCGUAUUGCCCUUCUUCAAUGGUGUCAUGCUUGGUUUUGGUGAAAUUCUAGCAAACGAGGUCAUUUUCAAAUAUGGCUGGUUCGGCUACAGUAGACCCACUGUAGGUAUUCAUGCUUCUAUUCCUGCCAGUGGAACAAAAGAGUACAGAAAGUCCAUCGAGGCACAAAUCAAACACGAGCAAAAGAAAGAGAAGGAUGAGCUUUUACUUUUGGAUUAG
Molecule: messenger RNA, 321 nt
Organism: Mucor velutinosus
Lineage: Eukaryota; Fungi; Mucoromycota; Mucoromycetes; Mucorales; Mucoraceae
Exons: 1
Coding region: 1-321 (106 amino acids)
Biological process (GO): mitochondrial outer membrane translocase complex assembly; protein insertion into mitochondrial outer membrane
Cellular component (GO): mitochondrial outer membrane
Source: RefSeq, a predicted model, not a curated record